This is a messenger RNA of Colletes gigas, 4126 nucleotides long. Its product is annotated as kinesin-related protein 4-like. The coding region runs from base 960 to 3761 and encodes 933 amino acids. NCBI's taxonomy places the organism in Eukaryota, Metazoa, Arthropoda, Insecta, Hymenoptera, Colletidae. The record is from RefSeq and is a predicted model, not a curated record. The transcript has 3 exons.
AUGUACGAGCAACCAUUGUUUCUUAAUAGUGUAUCGAAUUUUGAUCAAUCUAUCGAGCAAAUGAGAUACAAGUUACGUUAAAUGUUUAUUCGUGUGAUGUAAUCGGAAAUGCAUACUCGGACGUUAUAAAACAUCGAACAGAGUGGAACGUGUAUAGAAAUAAGUGCAUGCAAACAAUUCCAAGCUUUAUACAUACGAUACAUGUGUAUGUUGGAAAGUAUGUAUAGAUACUAUAGAUACUAUACUAUAAUUUUCUAUAUCGAAUUUCUAUAAUCAAGAAUGAUAUAUAAUGAUGAUUAGAUAGAGGAUAAUUGGGAAGCGAGGAGAAUAAAAUUAAAGAAUGCAUGUAUCGAGGAUAUGUUUAAUCUAAUAUGAUAACGAAAUGUAAAAGUUAACCUAUGCGACCGUCGGCCCUGGAGGCGGCCAUAUUACGUCGAGAUAGCUCGCUGCUCGAUUGCGUUGAAAGUCGAAAUUGAUCUCGAAACGCGUAUGCCAUUGCCACUGCCAGUGGUAACGUUCAUGUGUAAUUUAUGUGUUUAAUUUGUUUAAAAUCUAUCGAGGAAAUUGCACGAGUUUGUAACGAUAUUAAUGAAAGGUGGUGAGCGAAUAUCAUAUUUGCAGAUUUAAAAGUUUCUUGUAACAAUGGAGUCGGAGUAAAGCCAAUGGCUGAGAGGUGAGCGAGUUUCGGCUUCUUUCACACCGUACGCUGCCGAUAGGAGGACUAGAGUGUGCAAAAGAAAUUGUUUUCCUUGGUCGACAAUUAUACAAACUAUUCGAAAAGCGUUUGAAAUUAUUCGUCGUUGAAAUACGCACGUACAACGUAACGCACCGGCUGAACAUUACAGUUUUUACAAUGUUUUGUAUACGAUCCGUUGAUCCGUUUCGAUCGCUUUUUCACUCGAGAACAGCAGUGUUGGCACAGAAACAAAGAUUACCGAAUAGUCUCUGGAUGUCUAAAUAUGCCAGGCUGUGCAGCGGUUGGCUGCAACAAUCGUAGUGAAAAAGGUUAUAUUAUGAAAUGUUUUCCACGUGAUCCAAAACUGAGAAAAAUUUGGCAAGAACGUGUAGCCAGGGCCGAUUGGGAACCAUCGAACAAUUCAUUCCUUUGUCAUGUACAUUUCGAGCCCCAGGAAUGGUCCAUAACGCAAAGCGGGAGGAUUAGAUUAAGAAAAAACGCUAUCCCUUCCAUAUUUACUAUAACAUCUACCAGAAAGUCUCCCAAAAAGAGAACUAAGAUAAUCGGUAUCAAAGAAGAGAACUUAUUGCAAAGCGAAUAUAGCGUAGAGUACGUGGACAAUGACGAUGAUAAUAAGCAUUCGUCUACGGAAUAUCUAGAAGAAAAGGACUCUGAUUUUCAAGAUCUUUGCGAACCAUCUAUUCAGUUUAUUGAAAAUAAGUUUAAAUAUGUUCCUAAGCGUAUAGACGAGGACGAGGAGAAAGAAAGUGUUAAUUCUGAUUUUGUCGAAGAAAGUAGUAGCACUAUGAUCGCGGAGGAUAAUAUCGUAGACAUUAGCGGCCCCGUAGAAGACGAUAAUCUCGAUGCACAAAUGAACGAUAAUAAGAAAGAAAUUGGAUUAUCCUUAAUGAUCGAGAACUCGGAAAAUUUAUUAUCGAGCGCCAUUGUGAAAAAAGAGAUUAAACUAGAAGUUAUGGAUCAGAAUACGUUCGAGGAUAGUUACGAUGAAAUCGAGGAGAAGUUGAAACAGAUUUGCGACGGAGGAUCUACGGAAGAUGAUAACUAUAAGAACAACGGGAAGAAAAAGUUUACGAUCAAAAGUCAGAAAGAAGACGAAGAUGUAGAAACGAUAGAUGGAAACGGUGAUAUUAAUAACGAUAAAUGUAAAAUGACGCUGUCCGUUAAUAGAAAUGAGAAUUUUCCUGGAAAAAAUGAAGUUGAACACAACACCGUUAGAAACAAGGAGGAAAAUGUUGAAAUAAUUUUUGGCACCGAAAGUGGAGAUGAAAAAGUGUCUGUGCCUGAAAUUACAUCGAGAAUGAAUAAAGCAGAGGACGGUGUUUCGGGAUAUAAUGAAAUAAUUUCUAUCAAAGACGAGAAGAAAGUUUUUAACGAAGAUAUAGAAGAAAAUUUUAGCAAGGAUGAAGUGCAUGUUAUACCAAAUAUAAGAGCAGCUAUGAAGCGUAAAAAAAGAACCAGAGAAGAGAUAAUGAAGUCGAUAAAGAAAUCAAUUAGAAGCACCUCCGAUCAAGAUAUGAAUUCGUCGACUAAUAGCAAUUUGUCGGAUAGCCUGGAACAAGAAACGGAAAUAAGAAAUGAGCUAUCAAUGUUUUCGCAACAAGUAAACGAUGUUAAUAAAAGAAAUAGUUUCGAAAUGGAUACAGCUAAAUUUAUUAUAAAAAUAACUGGUGAUCCUGACGAUGUGACUGAAAUUAUCGAAGAAUUAUCAUCAAAUUCGAUAGUCGGGAGUCAAACAUCAUCUAAAAACUUGAGCUCCAUUUGUAAAAACGAAGAAAAUAAUACAUUCGUUACGUCCGUUAUAACAGUACUGUCGUCUAAAAAUCAGAAAGAUGUAACUUUCAAUGAUUUCAGUAACCCAUUAAUAAAAGGAGACUUUGCAACUUCAACAAAAAAAGACACUAUAAUAAAUUGUUCUCCUUGCAAGGAGAAAGAAUUUCCAAGUUUCGAUUCCGUUCGUAAUUCUAAAAAGUGUCGUCGGUCCUCGUGUUUGCGACAUAUUUGUUCCGACGAUGAGAAGAAAUGUCAGAUAAAAAGUAAUUCCAAGUUGCAGAAUUGUAUGCAGAGUGGUGAAACUCGUGUGGAAAAUGAUACCAGAUGUCCCGUUACCGGCGACUGUGAAGAUUUAUUAGAGAGAAUAGAAAUUCAAGAAGAUGUAAUUGGAAAAUUAACCGAUCAGUUGAUUAUUUAUAAAGAAUUGGAAAACAAUUUGCGAAAUAAGAAGAUCGGGGGCCAGGAUAUACAGAUUAAAGAAGUAGAAACGAUUCCUCGAAUUCUUACAAGGUCAAGCAACGUACAAUCUUCGGUGGUUACAAAGAAAGUUUUAGAAUCUAAACAAAGAUUGAUCGAAGAUUUAUCAAAUAGGGUGAAUUAUUUUGAAGAAAUGAAUAAAAAACUAAUGAAAACUGUGACGCUGGAAUCUCAGCAGAAAAGAAAACUGGAAGGACAAAUGAGGCAAAAAGAUAAUAGAAUCAAAGAACUGAACUGGAAAUUGGAGAAGGCCUCUAAAUACCUGGAAAGGGCAGAGAAAAAUACAAACACGUACAGAAGAAAAAUGUUAAAUAUGCAAACUAUUAUGAGGAGGAGAAAACUUCUGGACGAAAAAAUGAGCAAAUUCAAUGAAAUAUUAAUCGAUAGUUCGAGACAAGAAUUUUCGGAGAGAGCUUUGACCAUGGCGGCGGAUAUUCGAAAAACUUGCGGAAGAAAUGGGUAUGAUAAGUUACUUUCUUAUGGUAUUCCAUUACCACCGCUACCAGCAUUGCGUAAAGGUGUUCUUAACGAAGAUUCAGCAAUAGAUCAUACUAAAAGCGAUACAGAUAAAGCGCAUAAUUCUACUUCAAAGUUAAACAUCAAAACGGAGAAAGCACAAGAUACGAACAAUGAAUCGGAAACGGAUGAAAAAGAUUCCGAACUUGCCGAUUCUAUCGUUAAAACGAACGAAUACGAUGGCGCGGAGACUGUAACAGGAACUGUACAAGACAUUUUUGACGAGAAUAACGACGGUGACGAUUUUAGUACAAAUGAAUUAAGAGAACAUUUCAUUCUGCAGUUGAAUGCAGUUAUGUAGCUAUGGUUCUGUAAUUUAGACAUCUUUCUUUUUUUUUUUACCAUUUUUGAACUAGGAUUUGUAAUAUUAAGAUCGUGAAUAAAUAUUUAGAUAGGUUUCCUUCUAUCAUUGUACAAUAUCCAUUGUGCACUUAACAACUAUACUUAUUGUAUAAUACCAUUUCAUGUUCUCACUUCAAAUGUAAAUAUAUGUAUAAACAUUAUUAUGUGUAAUAUAAAAAGACCAUUUUAAUCAGCGAAUUGCAGUUUUAAAUCAUUUAGAAACGUUUAAUGCAUGAUUAUUUGUUUUUUUUUCUCGAAAGCGCAUAGGAGAAGGAUUUCGAAGGUAUGUCUGUCGACCAACAAUGAUAUUGUUGUAAUUGAUCC